This is a messenger RNA of Durotheca rogersii, 2973 nucleotides long. RefSeq names its product MFS general substrate transporter. Gene Ontology annotation, biological process: transmembrane transport. The transcript is spliced from 4 exons. The record is from RefSeq and is a predicted model, not a curated record. Gene Ontology annotation, molecular function: transmembrane transporter activity. NCBI's taxonomy places the organism in Eukaryota, Fungi, Ascomycota, Sordariomycetes, Xylariales, Xylariaceae. Bases 682 to 2508 code for a protein of 608 amino acids.
GUGGUCCAAACAAGUAGGUACUACGUACCUGCUCAAGUCGUCAGCCUCUUGUGUUGUUGGUUCUGGUAGGGUUGACGUCAUUGUUAGCCUUAGGUAAGCUGCUGUCUUGGUUCCACCGUAUACCUAAUAGCAGGCGAGAGGGAGGACUUCGAAAAGAAACCCCUUUCGGGCUUCUCUGCCCCAGCACUGUCCGAAUCGCCAGCCGUGUCGGACCUCCCCAACCUCCAUAGGCACCGAAUCUGUACCGCGAUCGAGGAAAUGGAACACGGAAGCAAUAAUAUGCGACCCACGCCCUUUUCUAUGGAUCUAAGGCCCGGGUUCUGCUCCUUUAUGAGCCCACCCUUCGCAACUAGGUCCGAUGUGAUAUGCGAUGGGCGCCAGGGCGCCGCCAUUCAUACAAAUAGAUACGCAUGCGUCGAAUCUAACUAUAUCUUUGCUUUUGCGACUUUGACUGCCCUCUGUAACUCUUCAAUAUUUCGCAGUCGAUUUCUGAGAAGAUAAGAUCGUACGCAGCUACGGUCGUUUCAGUGAGCCCAGCGGAAGGAGAUCUUGAACGUUGAUAUAUACCCAUCUCACUGCCUUACGCCUUGAGGCGGCCUGUCGCUCUUAAUCUCUGCAUUGUCUUCCGCUAGAUCUGCCAUACCUAGCUCUUCCCCGCCCGUCUCACCCUACAACACCCCGAUGGCCGCUGAGCCGUCGCGAAGGGCAUCCGACAUCGAUGGCCAUACGGCAGCGACGGCAACGGAUGGCGAUGUAGAAAAAGCGGCCGAUGCCAGCAAUGCCGAUCCCAGUGUUGUCGAUGAAGCCGAAGCGAACUACAAGCCGAAGACCCUCAAAUUCUGGUCCGUGUUGUUAAGCAUCUACUUGGCCUUGUUUCUUGUCUCCCUCGACAGAACUAUCAUCGGCACCGCUAUCCCCCAGAUAACGCAAGAAUUCAACAGUCUUGGCGAUAUUGGAUGGUACGGGUCGGCGUACCAGUUAACCACAGCCGCAUCUCAAUUAAUAUUCGGCAGAGUCUACCGGUUCUAUGAGGUGAAGAGGACUUUUCUAGCUACCGUCGCGCUCUUUGAGAUUGGUUCUGUCAUCUGCGGUGCUGCCCCAACUUCGAUCGCUUUCAUCAUCGGUCGCGCCAUCGCAGGUGUCGGGAGCGCAGGCAUUUUCACCGGCGUUAUGAUGAUUAUGCUUUCGUUGGUACCUCUGCGAAAGCGGCCGGUUUUCCAGAGCAUCUUCGGGACUGUAUUCGGCAUCAGCUCCGUCAUCGGGCCUCUCAUCGGCGGCGCUUUCACGGAUAGCGUCACGUGGAGGUGGUGUUUCUAUAUUAAUCUUCCGGUUGGCGCGGCCGCGGCGCUCGGCCUCCUCCUGGCGCGUAUACCGACGAAAAGGUCAACGCCGGCACCCCUCUGGGAACAUUUUACUCGAUUGGACCCCCUUGGCACCUUCUUCUUCGUCCCCGGCAUCGUUUGCCUCCUGCUCGCACUCCAAUGGGGUGGCUCGACGUAUGAAUGGGGGAAUUGGCGCAUCAUUCUAUUAUUUGUUCUCUUCGGCGUCCUUCUCCUCGCCUUCGCCGCCGUCCAGAUUCGAAUGCCCGAUACUGCGACGAUUCCCGUGAGGGUAAUGACCCAGCGCAGUAUCGCGGCUGCAGCAUUAUUCAUGCUUGCGAUUGCUGGCUCGAUGAUGAUGUGCAUAUACUAUAUGCCCUUGUGGUUCCAAGUCGUACAAGGUGUGAGCGCCACGCAGUCCGGCGUCAACACACUACCCUUCGUCUUGAGCCUCGUCGUUGGCAGCAUUCUGUCCGGAGGCUUCACGCAGAGGGUCGGUUACUAUGUGCCGGCGAUGUUGGCUUGCCCGGCUAUCAUGGCCAUAGGUGAAGGGUUGAUGACUACCUUUAGAGUUAACGAAACAACUGGCCACUGGGUUGGGUACCAGUUCAUCGCAGGCUUUGGAUUAGGUAUGGGGAUGCAGACAGCCGGUCUCGCUGCCCAAGCAGUCCUCGCCAACCCGGAUGUUCCGAUUGGCAUUGCCCUGAUGUUUUUCUGCCAGCAGCUGGGCGGUGCCGUCUUCACGUCUGUAGGACAGAAUCUCCUAAGCACCUAUAUGGUCGCACACGUGGCGGAAGUUCCUGGCCUGGAUCCUAAACAGAUCACUAACCAGGGUGCCGCUGACGUCGUUAAUAAUGUCGCCCCUGAAUAUCAGCUCGGCGUGAGGGAGCUCUAUAACAAGGCUAUCACGAAGAUCUUCCUCUGCUGCAUGGGAAUCGUACUCGUCGCCUUCGUCGCCGCCUUUUUCGUGGAAUGGAAGAACAUCAAGAAGACGGGGCCAAGCGAGCUGCCGAGGCCGUCUGAAGAAUCAACGACAAAGGAAUCGCCCUCUUCGAUUUCCGAGGAGAAAGUUGGCAUUCAAAGCCUCACGGAGAAAGUGUUAGCGACGCCAGACUCGGCGGAUCCCGCUUUGCUCCCCUCUGACCGGUCGGAUAAGGACGAACGCGAAUCUAAGGAAUCUCGUCCUUAGUAUCAAGCCACGCGAGAUCGAGACAUACGUGCACUGGGGAAACCAGCGAUGGGUAGGAGACAAGCGCAUGUUUUGGGUAAAGGACCAAGAGGGAGCGGCGUGGAGCAUUUGGGUUUGAGGCUUCGAAGAUGUUUUGGGUGCUGACACCAGCAAUGGCGUUGGUUUUGUAUUGAAGCAUAGAGAAGGUGACUUUGAACUGAUAUAAGACUGAGAAUAUCCGUCGAACACUGCGGAGAGGGUAUUGGGGCAGUGGAACACUAGGCCAAGUCUUAGAAGAUGAAUGAUGAGUAAAUAGAGGAUAGAUAUCAUCCACAAGAGAAAUCGUCUCCCGACGUAUCGUACAAGUGAGAAGUCGUGGAGGCCUCAGGGCGCGCGCAUGGACUGAGCAAGUCGUUUUAUUUGUACGUCGGUACGUAGCCAGGUAGGUAGGAGGUACCUCCCUCCUAGAGGUACCUCCCAACCCCG